Durio zibethinus is the source of this 1519-nucleotide messenger RNA. RefSeq names its product E3 ubiquitin-protein ligase SINAT5-like. Gene Ontology annotation, molecular function: protein binding; zinc ion binding; ubiquitin protein ligase activity. NCBI's taxonomy places the organism in Eukaryota, Viridiplantae, Streptophyta, Magnoliopsida, Malvales, Malvaceae. Gene Ontology annotation, cellular component: cytoplasm. The record is from RefSeq and is a predicted model, not a curated record. Gene Ontology annotation, biological process: ubiquitin-dependent protein catabolic process; multicellular organism development.
AAAGACACGAGUUGAGAGUGUUGUCCUUACCGGUUAGGGCAGUUACCAUAGAUUUACCUUUUUGGGGUGGGGUUUGUUUUAUGUUGUAAAUUUUUUUGGAAUUUUGGGUCUGUUUCAAAUAAAUAGUUGAACCUUGGAUGAUUUUUGGGAGGGGGUGUGUAUGAAUGGAGUUGGAUAGUAUCGAGUGUGUGUCAUCCAUGGAUGGAAUGGAUGAGGAUGAGAUCCAUCACCAUAAUCUGCAUCAUCCACACCCUCAUCAUGGACAACAUCAAUUCUCAUCGUCAAAGCCUCACAAUGGCACUAACAACACCAACAAUGCUAAUACCAUCAACAAUAUUGUGGCUUCUACGGCGAUUGCUCCGGCAACCAGCGUCCAUGAAUUGUUAGAAUGCCCUGUUUGUACCAAUUCUAUGUACCCACCAAUCCAUCAGUGCCACAAUGGACAUACACUUUGUUCUACCUGUAAAACAAGAGUACACAACCGAUGCCCCACUUGUAGACAGGAACUUGGUGAUAUUAGAUGUUUAGCAUUGGAGAAGGUGGCAGAGUCCCUUGAAUUGCCUUGCAAAUACUACAAUUUGGGAUGCCCGGAAAUAUUUCCCUAUUAUAGCAAGCUCAAACAUGAGGCAAUUUGCAACUACAGACCAUACAAUUGUCCAUAUGCUGGAUCAGAGUGUUCUGUUGUUGGGGAUAUUCCUUUCCUGGUAGCCCAUCUGAGGGAUGACCACAAGGUGGACAUGCAUACUGGUUGCACAUUUAACCAUCGUUAUGUGAAGUCCAACCCCCGUGAAGUGGAAAACGCUACUUGGAUGCUAACAGUCUUCCAUUGUUUUGGUCAGUAUUUCUGCCUUCACUUUGAAGCCUUCCAGCUGGGCAUGGCUCCUGUCUACAUGGCAUUUCUCCGUUUCAUGGGUGAUGAGAUGGAGGCUAGGAACUAUAGCUACAGCCUUGAGGUUGGAGCAAAUGGCCAGAAACUUAUAUGGGAAGGUACCCCACGUAGCAUCCGUGAUAGUCACCGGAAAGUAAGGGACAGCCAUGAUGGUCUAAUUAUCCAACGUAACAUGGCACUUUUCUUCUCUGGUGGGGACAGGAAGGAGCUAAAGCUGAGGGUUACUGGCAGGAUAUGGAAGGAACAACAAAAUCCGGAUGCUGGUGUGUGCAUACCAAACUUAUGUAGUUGAGAGAAUUGAUUUUGACAAACUUUUUUCUUGAUUUGUUUUGAACGAUUUCCGCUGUGUGUUCUACCUCCGCCAACCCUUUCAGGUAUGUUGUAAUGGAUGGAAGUUUUCAGAAGGCUUGAAAAGUUUUCAGCUUCAAUGAAAUGUGUAAUAAGCAUAUUUUCCUCCCUAUCCAUCUGUUUGCAAUAAUAUGAUCAAUUUAACUGAUGCUCGAAUAGAGUAUAACUCAGGCAUCCUGUCAUUCUACACUUGGUGAUGUUGCUAAAAUGUGCGAAUGAUCGUGCAUUCAUCUAUAAAUCGGUAAUGAAAUUAUUCAAAGUCCGGAUUAAAAUGGUUUCUGA